UUUUAAAGAUAUUUAGGACACGACAAAAAAAAAAUCAACCAACAUGGUUAUUUAACCCCCUUGACUUCAUUUUACUUGCGUUCUUUUCAGGCUUCUAUCUUCUACGUCCAAAACCACUCCCACCUCUGCUGCACUCGUCAUCUACCCCUUUCCUUUCCUUUCCUUUGCUUUCAUUGCUUUAUGUACUGCUGCAAAGUUACAACCUUAAAAUCACCCCCCAACUUACCACACUCAAAACAACGAAGGAUGUCGGUUUCGUUUUCACAUUUCUCGAUACCCUUCUCUGAAUCUUCAAUUGCUUCAUCCAUUUCUCUCUCCACUGGUGCAGCCAAUAACUUCCAAUUGUUGAGAGGUAGUUGCCUUGUUCUCCAUGGAGGAGCUAGCGAUUUGUGCCAGAGGUUUCGUGGUUUGAAACUACGGAUACUUAAGAGGCUGAACCGUCGGCAGCAUGUACCUGCCAAUGAUUUGAAGAGAAUAAGAAAUCAAGACAAGGAUCAGCCGGAAAAUCCUUCAAGGAACGAUGAACAAAUUUCUGAAGCAGCAUCGACUAUACCCUCGUCCAAUGGUUCCACAGAAGAUCACACGAGAACAACUUCACAACCAAAGAAAAGUACUUUGCCUCCACUUGUUCAAACAAAUUCCUCAAACUUGAAUGUUGAUGAUAAUCAUGAAAGACCCUCUUUAUGCAUUGCUGUUAUUGGAGCUACCGGUGAGCUGGCUAAGAACAAGAUUUUUCCGGCACUAUUUGCUCUAUAUUACAGUGGUUUUCUUCCCGAGAAUGUCGGUAUCUUCGGUUAUUCAAGAAAGGAUUUGACUGAUGAAGACUUAAGAUCCCUCAUUGCUUCAACUUUGACUUGCCGCAUUGAUCAUCAGCAAAACUGUGGGGACAAGAUGGAUGCUUUCCUUAGUAGAACAUACUACCUUAAUGGAGGUUAUGACAACAAAGAAGGGAUGUCCAAGCUGAAUUCUCGAAUGGAGCAGAUUGAAGCGGGGUAUCCAGCAAGCAGGAUAUUCUAUCUUUCUGUACCGCAUGAAGCACUUCCAGACGUUGCUUCUUCUCUUGCCGAUAAUGCACAAACAAAGAAGGGUUGGAAUCGUAUAAUAAUCGAGAAACCAUUCGGAUUUGACGCUGUAUCUUCUCAACUGUUUACUAAAUCCCUUCUUUCUAAGUUUGAGGAGAAGCAAAUUUACAGGAUAGACCAUCUCCUUGGGAGGAACCUCAUUGAAAACCUCACUGUAUUAAGGUUUUCGAAUCUAGUUUUUGAGCCAUUAUGGAGUCGAACAUACAUCCGUAAUGUGCAGGUGAUUUUAUCCGAGGACUUGAGCAUGCCGCUAGGAAGGUAUUUUGAUGGUUAUGGGGUCAUUCGGGACAUUGUUCACAGUCACAUACUCCAGACAAUAGCAUUGCUAGCCAUGGAACCACCUAUAAGUCUUGAUGGUGAAGAUAUUCGAAACGAAAAGGUUAAGGUUCUUAGAUCGAUUCGGAAUUUGGAACCCAGUGAUGUGAUUCUUGGUCAGUAUAAAGCUACUUCUGGAAACAAGGUUGAUGUGAGCUUAAGCAGUCGGACCCCUACCUUUUUUGCUGCUGCAUUGUACAUUGAUAAUGCCCGUUGGGAUGGUGUACCUUUCAUGAUCAAAGCUGGUGUGGGACUCAUCAAACACAGAGUGGAGAUACGUAUACAAUUUAAUAGUGUUCCUGGAAAUCUCUAUCGUGAGCGUAUCGGCCAUAAUACUGACCUUGCCACUAAUGAGUUGAUUUUACGUGAUGAACCUGAUGAGGCCAUCCUAGUCAAAAUCAACAAUAAAAUCCCAGGAUUAGGGUUGAAUUUAGAUGCUUCAGAGUUAAAUUUGCUUUACAAGGACAAGUAUAAUGUCGAGGUGCCUGAUUCAUAUGAGCAUCUUUUGCUUGAUGUCAUUGACGGUGAUAACCAUCUCUUCUUGAGAAGCGAUGAGCUUGCAGCAGCUUGGAAUAUUCUUACACCUGUUCUGCAAUGGAUAGACCAGAAUAAUAUAGCACCAGAGCUGUACGAGCUCGGAGGUAGAGGACCAGUUGGCUCAUACUAUCUUUGGGCUAAACAUGGGGUUUGGUGGGCAGAUGACUAAAAGGGGAAUAGCCUGUUGUUGUUCGAGUUUGAGAUAACAAAACAGGUAAUUUGGCUCGUUACGAUGUAAAUCAUGUAAAACAAGAGUAUGUUAUGUAUCUGUUUGUUUGGUUUUGCUGCUAUACGAAAAUGGCAACUGUGUAUGAUUGGAUACAUGCCAGAAAGGGAAAAAUGCUCUUUUGCUUGUGCAUGGCUACAACAAUUCCACAUUCCAAAUUACAUAUAGUUACAUAUAGUUUGUAUUAA
This is a messenger RNA of Gossypium raimondii (Peruvian cotton), 2348 nucleotides long. Its product is annotated as inactive glucose-6-phosphate 1-dehydrogenase 4, chloroplastic. The record is from RefSeq and is a predicted model, not a curated record. Lineage: Eukaryota; Viridiplantae; Streptophyta; Magnoliopsida; Malvales; Malvaceae. The transcript is spliced from 12 exons. Gene Ontology annotation, biological process: glucose metabolic process. Gene Ontology annotation, molecular function: NADP binding; glucose-6-phosphate dehydrogenase activity. Bases 181 to 2103 code for a protein of 640 amino acids.